Glycine soja is the source of this 474-nucleotide messenger RNA. Its product is annotated as REF/SRPP-like protein At3g05500. Lineage: Eukaryota; Viridiplantae; Streptophyta; Magnoliopsida; Fabales; Fabaceae. The transcript is spliced from 2 exons. The record is from RefSeq and is a predicted model, not a curated record. Bases 1 to 474 code for a protein of 157 amino acids.
AUGGAGAAUUUUUGCCACCAUGCGUUUACCGCCGUCGCCGCAAUUUGUGCCAAGGAGCGCUCCGGCGUCCACGCUGUGGAGGAAGCCGUCAAGAGCGUCAUCGGCUCUGUCUACGAAAAGUUCCACCUCGUUCCUGACGAGCUCGUCCGCAUCGCCAACCGCAACCCCGACCGCUCCGGCGCCGCCGUUCACCGGCCUACCCCGCCUCCCAAGACCACCGCCUUUGGCAUUGCCGGAGCCGUUUACGCCGAGUGCGAGCUGGCGGCGAAGGAGCUGUACGAGAGGUACGAGGGCAAGGCGGAGCAAUGCGCGGUGGCAGCGUGGCAGCGGCUGUUCCCUCGGGUGCCGAAGGCGGCAUAUUGGACGGAGAAGUACAACAAGAAAGUUGCGGCAGCGGCGGAGAAAGGUUGUAGGGUUUCGGCAUUGGUUGCUACGGAGAAGAUAGCUAAGAUGUUUAGUGAGAAACGAUCAUGA